This is a messenger RNA of Bipolaris maydis ATCC 48331, 441 nucleotides long. RefSeq lists its product as uncharacterized. NCBI's taxonomy places the organism in Eukaryota, Fungi, Ascomycota, Dothideomycetes, Pleosporales, Pleosporaceae. The record is from RefSeq and is a predicted model, not a curated record.
AUGGCUAUCUCGACACCAAUAUUAAUUCCGGGUAUUGCUCGACUAAAAUCAUCCAGUAGUAUCACUGUGUGCUUGCCCCCCCUUCGGACACCGCACGCCGAACAAGGAUGGAAACGGAUGCUCAACGUCGAUAACUUUCGAGUCAUCCUGAGGUUCAAUAUCGGCUACGAUACGACCAUCUUCCCUGACGGAGAACGGCAGAAGCCCAACAGUGGUUCCAUCAAUGAGCUCUUCGGCCAGAAUAGCAUCCACUCGUCAUAUUCUGGCAGUGGCAAGGAUCCGGAAAUCCCGGUAGAUGCAAAGUCGAAAGGAAUUCUUGGCCUUCUCUCCGAAGAGACUGUCGGAAGAGGAUUUCCCAAGGCCCUCAGCUACCAGGAUAUCCAGAUGAUGAUUGUUCAAUACCUAAACACUGGACAAUGCAUACAAGCUUAUGAAUUUUAG